GCUCAACACAUCUAAGUUCUGACAGCUCGACGCAGCCGCCUUCCCUUCAAUACAUUUCGGGCGGUUGUGGAUCCGCCAUUUGUUCUUGAGAUGGCCUACCCUGGGUCACUCUGACGUCUUGAGCGAAAAGGCAUAAAGGCGGCGUACUUAUUCCUAACCCAUAUUCCCCAGUUUCCUUCGUCAAGUGUACACGUUCAACUCGCAUUUUCAAGCGUCAUGUUCGGUCGUGCUCUCAUCUUGUCUACCCUCUUGCUUGCGGCCUCAUCCGUGCUUGCAGACACUCUGGUAGAAACUAUCCCGGCCACGUCGGCUCUGGAUCUUUCCCUGGGUGAAUCCGGGCUGGGUCAUGAUCUGAGCGCUCAGAGCUGCCCCUCUGGCACCGGGCUUUGCGGAGACGGCGGUUGCUGUCCUCUUGGUGGUCAAUGUUGCAUUCUCCACUCGUGCUGCAAGAAGGGAUAUUAUUGUAUCACAAACUCGGCUCACUCUCGGGUGGCUUGUUGUCCGGAUGGGUAUGCUUGCGCAGCGCCCUGAGGAAAGAAAUCCUCGGCUCGAUGUGCAGUUGAUUUGGUAGCGGUGGUUGCUUGAAUGAGAUAUCAAGGCGGAACACUUUCCAUUUCAAGGUGGAACGCUGUCCUCUCAAGUAGCUACUGUGGUUCUUACGGUAAUAACUAAAAAACGAGGAAUUAUAUCAUCUGGAUACG
This is a messenger RNA of Coniophora puteana RWD-64-598 SS2, 701 nucleotides long. RefSeq lists its product as uncharacterized. The transcript is spliced from 4 exons. The coding region runs from base 217 to 531 and encodes 104 amino acids. Lineage: Eukaryota; Fungi; Basidiomycota; Agaricomycetes; Boletales; Coniophoraceae. The record is from RefSeq and is a predicted model, not a curated record.